Molecule: messenger RNA, 618 nt
Organism: Protopolystoma xenopodis
Lineage: Eukaryota; Metazoa; Platyhelminthes; Monogenea; Polystomatidea; Polystomatidae
Source: the annotation of a GenBank genome assembly
AUGCUUGUCCAGUCGCAGUGUCUGUGUGCCGAGUACACCGGUCAACCCCCGGCCGCAUUCCGAGAGGACGUCCGCUGUGUGCAUGCCCCAAUCUCCUUUGCCUCGCUCUCUCUCUCUACAACCGGCACUCGUCAGCACAACCUUCUCACCAUUACAUACUCGUUUGUGUGUGUGUGUGUGUCUUGGUGUGUAUAUAUUGGAGUGAAUGACGAGUGGUUGCAGGAGUAUAUUCACAUGCAACUGGUUGUCAGCGCGUGCGUACAAACAACAACCGACAGUCGACAACAGCUCGCAAUAGGUCAAAGCAACGCUCUUCUCCUCUCAGCUUCGCACUCUCACCCUCCCCACCCCAGACACACCCUCAACGCCGGUCCCCCUCCCGUGUUGGGUACAAAGACUCCCCCGACUGAGGACAAAUGGUGCAUUCGGCCAAGCCACUCGGCCUUCAUUUGCAUUCAUCCACUUCUCACUUCCACCAUCUCUCUCCCCCUCUCAGCCGAUUCUGCUCGUCCCCCAACUCGGAAUGUCGCCAGCCAGUCCGAUCGAAGCAUACAACUCUCCGUCCCCUGCCACCCCAACGGUAGCGGAAUGUACCAAAAGGCAGAAAGUGACUUGUAG